Molecule: messenger RNA, 1100 nt
Organism: Gekko japonicus
Lineage: Eukaryota; Metazoa; Chordata; Lepidosauria; Squamata; Gekkonidae
Gene: TRAPPC3L
Product: trafficking protein particle complex 3-like
Exons: 6
Coding region: 116-709 (197 amino acids)
Biological process (GO): endoplasmic reticulum to Golgi vesicle-mediated transport; intra-Golgi vesicle-mediated transport
Cellular component (GO): cis-Golgi network membrane; cytosol; TRAPP complex
Source: RefSeq, a predicted model, not a curated record
AGCUAGGGAAAUUUUAGCCAGGAUAGCGGAAGGAGUGCAGUAAUAGAAAGGCAAAUACUACCUGAAGGAGAAAAGAUAUAAGCAGAAGACCGUACUUGUCUGCUGCCCAAGAAACAUGUCACGACCAGCGAACAGAAGAUCAGAGAAUCCCAAAAUAGAUUGGCAUUUGCCCACCAUUUCAUCCUCUGCAUCAGCACAUCAUAUGAGCAGAGAGCUUUUUGUGCUCACCUACGGUGCUUUGGUUGCCCAGCUGUGUAAAGAUUAUGAACAGGAUGAAGACGUGAACAAGAGUUUAGAUGACAUGGGAUACAGUAUUGGCGUCAGGCUGGUCGAAGACUUUUUAGCUCGCUCUGCUUUGAAGAAGUGCCGGAGUUAUUCUGAAACUGCAGACAUAAUUGCACAGGGUGCUUUCCAGAUGUAUCUGGGUGUCACCCCUAGUGUGACUUGCACCAACGCCAAGAGGAACGAAUUCUCCCUCAUUCUGGAUAAGAAUCCCCUGGUCGACUUUGUGGAAGAAUUGCCAGCAGCGCGAUCUUCACUUUGCUAUUGCAGUCUCCUGUGUGGUGCCAUUAGAGGUGCUCUGGAAGCGGUAAACCUUGCUGCUGAAGUCACUUUCAUUCAGGACCCACUGAAGGGAGAUGAAGCCACAGAAAUUGGAAUUACGUUCUUAAAGAAAGUUGAGGAUAAAAAAAAGAAAAGAAAUAAGUGAAACCAGGGUCAAAAAUAUGGAUCUCUAAUAGUUUGGCUCUUUUGACCUGCCUAGAAAGAAGACCUGAUCCAGACAGGGAAACCACACAGAGCAGGGAUUCUGCCUGUGGAUCCUUUCCUGGAUCAGGUCCAUUAUAACAACAACAAAAAUUGUACUGUGCAGGGUGAGAUUUCUGCAUCCUACUCUCCCAGGGUAUGUGACUGCUGCUCCCAGCUAGAUCAGUUGACAGUAUGGUCCAAGCUAUUUAUGUGAACUCCUGCUCUUUUAACAACCUUCCCGUAUGGGUAGGUCACCAGAGGGGGCUCUUCUCCGAAGUUAAUGUAGGGAGUUGUGAAGAGCAGAGCUUUCCUGGUAGUUGCACCCUCCCUCUGGCACUCCCUGCCCAAGGCUU